UGAGUAUCCAACGAGUGGAUAAUAUUGUUCAGGUGGUGGGGUGGAAUGGCAGAGCUUGGGUUCCAGGACUCAUUUCCUUGCCGUGUUUAAUUUAAAGUCCUUUUCUAAAGACAGCUUUUGUUGUAUUUGUGAACUGGAAGGGAAGAGAAUGAGAAGAUCUGUGCUAUUUGUACAACGGAAAUUAAGUGAAAAGGUGCCUGGACGCUGCUGUUAAUGAACUGAUGUGACUGUUUGACAGAGAUGCUGUCUGCAUGUUUCCAUGAUGUGGCUUGGAGAGGAGCAGCUUGAGGUAUCCAGGACACCUGCAAUUAGCAGAGUGAAAAUCCAAUGUUUUGACAGACAAAGACUUUUGUUUCUCGGAAGAAUGUCUUCCAAGCAAGCCACCUCUCCAUUUGCCUGUACAACUGAUGGAGAGGAAACAAUGACCCAGGAUUUGACCUCAAGGGAAAAGGAAGAGGGCAGUGACCAACAUGCGGCCUCCCAUCUGCCUCUGCACCCCAUAAUGCACAACAAACCUCACUCUGAGGAGCUACCGACGCUUGUCAGUACCAUUCAACAAGAUGCUGACUGGGACAGCGUUCUGUCAUCUCAGCAAAGAAUGGAGUCAGAGAAUAAUAAGUUAUGUUCCCUAUAUUCCUUCCGAAAUACGUCUACCUCACCACAUAAGCCUGAUGAAGGGAGUCGGGAGCGCGAGAUAAUGAGCAGUGUUACUUUUGGAACCCCGGAACGCCGCAAAGGGAGCCUUGCCGACGUGGUGGAUACGCUGAAGCAGAAGAAGCUGGAGGAGAUGACUCGGUCGGAACAAGAGGAUUCCUCCUGCAUGGAAAAACUACUUUCAAAAGAUUGGAAGGAAAAAAUGGAAAGACUAAAUACGAGUGACCUUCUUGGAGAAAUCAAAGGUACUCCUGAGAGCCUAGCAGAGAAGGAACGCCAGCUCUCCACCAUGAUCACCCAGCUCAUCAGCUUGCGGGAGCAGCUCCUGGCAGCGCACGAUGAACAGAAAAAGCUGGCAGCCUCACAGAUCGAGAAACAGCGGCAGCAAAUGGACCUUGCUCGCCAACAACAAGAACAGAUCGCAAGACAACAGCAGCAACUUCUCCAGCAGCAGCACAAGAUUAAUCUCCUGCAGCAACAGAUCCAGCAGGUUCAGGGGCACAUGCCUCCGCUCAUGAUCCCAAUUUUUCCACAUGACCAGCGGACCCUGGCAGCAGCUGCUGCCGCCCAACAGGGAUUCCUCUUCCCCCCUGGAAUAACAUACAAGCCAGGUGAUAACUACCCCGUACAGUUCAUUCCGUCAACAAUGGCAGCUGCUGCUGCUUCUGGACUCAGCCCUUUACAGCUCCAGAAGGGUCAUGUCUCCCACCCACAAACUAACCCAAGGCUAAAGGGCAUAAGUGACCGUUUUGGCAGGAAUUUGGACACCUUUGAACAUGGUGGUGGCCACUCUUACAACCACAAACAGAUUGAGCAGCUCUAUGCCGCUCAGCUGGCCAGCAUGCAGGUGUCACCUGGAGCAAAGAUGCCAUCAACUCCACAGCCACCAAACACAGCAGGGGCGGUCUCACCUACUGGGAUGAAAAAUGAAAAGAGAGGGACCAGCCCUGUAACUCAAGUUAAGGAUGAAACAGCAGCCCAGCCGCUGAAUCUCUCAUCACGGCCUAAAACAGCAGAGCCUGUGAAGUCCCCAACAUCUCCCACCCAGAGCCUCUUCCCAGCCAGCAAAACCAGCCCUGUCAACCUUCCGAACAAGAGCAGCAUCCCCAGCCCCAUUGGAGGGAGCCUGGGGAGAGGAUCCUCUCUAGAUAUCCUGUCCAGUCUCAACUCUCCUGCCCUGUUUGGGGACCAGGACACAGUGAUGAAAGCCAUUCAGGAGGCUCGGAAGAUGCGAGAGCAGAUCCAGCGGGAGCAGCAACAGCAGCCACACGGGGUCGAUGGGAAACUGUCUUCCAUGAACAACAUGGGUCUGAGCAACUGCAGGAAUGAGAAGGAAAGAACACGCUUUGAGAACUUGGGGCCCCAGUUAACAGGGAAGUCAGGUGAAGAUGGGAAGCUGGGCCCAGGAGUCAUCGAUCUCACUCGGCCAGAAGACGCAGAGGGAAGCAAAGCAAUGAAUGGCUCUGCAGCUAAACUACAGCAGUAUUAUUGUUGGCCAACAGGAGGCGCCACUGUGGCUGAAGCACGCGUCUACAGGGAUGCCCGCGGCCGUGCCAGCAGCGAGCCUCACAUCAAGCGACCAAUGAAUGCGUUCAUGGUUUGGGCGAAGGACGAAAGGAGGAAAAUUCUUCAGGCUUUCCCUGACAUGCAUAACUCCAACAUUAGCAAAAUCUUAGGAUCUCGCUGGAAAUCCAUGUCCAACCAGGAGAAGCAACCUUACUAUGAAGAACAGGCCCGGCUAAGCAAGAUCCACCUAGAGAAGUACCCAAAUUACAAGUACAAACCCCGGCCGAAACGCACGUGCAUCGUGGAUGGCAAGAAGCUCCGGAUUGGAGAGUACAAGCAACUGAUGCGCUCCCGGAGGCAGGAGAUGAGACAGUUCUUCACUGUUGGGCAACAGCCUCAGAUUCCCAUCACCACAGGAACAGGUGUUGUGUAUCCUGGUGCUAUUACUAUGGCAACGACCACACCAUCACCUCAGAUGACAUCUGACUGCUCUAGCACCUCUGCCAGCCCAGAGCCCAGCCUCCCUGUCAUCCAGAGCACGUAUGGUAUGAAGAUGGACGGCGCAAGCCUGGCUGGGAACGACAUGAUUAAUGGAGAGGAUGAAAUGGAAGCCUAUGACGACUACGAAGAUGAUCCCAAAUCAGACUAUAGCAGCGAAAACGAGGCCCCGGAGCCUGUCAGUGCCAACUGAGGAGCUUUUGUUUGCUGAAUUAGAACACUCUGACAUUUCACCCCCUUUCCCCAACAACAACAAAGUUCUUAAAGAGCCCGCAUGCAUUUGUGGCUCCACCAUACAUCAGCAGAGUGGUCUUAAUCGCUUCGUAACGUGUGAGACAGAUUAAGUUUUCCUGAUUUUUCAUAAACUUGAGUUUUUGUCGUUACCGUUACUGUUGUUGUUUAUUUAGGUGAAGACGUAUUAAAUAUGAGACACCGGGACUUGGAAACUUAUCUCCGCCCAUCGCCGUCUUUCAAGUCUUACAUUUCUGUCUUACUAUUUUUCUUUGGGAUGUUGACAAAGGGUUUAAGUUACUGUUUUAGAUGGGGUUAAACAUUCUCACUCAGGUAUGCUGUGCCGGCUACAGGUUGUGAAUGUGUUUUUAUUCUGAAUUACUUUAGAGAACAACUGAGGAUUUCGUAUUGUGAAAGCGGACAAGUCCACGGUGUGUGCGGCUGCAUAGAGAACAUGUUCAAAAGGCCUCGGAAUUCCAUUUUUUUUCCAUGUGUAGAAUUCAACUUUGAAUGUGCCAAACUUUUUUCAUAACUUUUGAAUCUUAACUAUUUUGAAAGUCUUACCGGAGACACUGCAAAGUCUUAGACAAUCUUUGGCAUCUUAAAAUAAAAUAGCAAACCACACUUUUUUUUCCCAGAAAAUGGUGAAGUACUCAGGAAUCUGGAGACAAGAUAUUGUAAGGAAUGAGCAAGGCUGCCACAGUGCAUGAACCCAAUUGUGUUUGCCUCUUGACGUGCCAUCAGUGUGUGGCGUGGGACGACACACGCGUCAGAGCGGUCUCCACAGCAGACACGACCCGGUGGUCUCCCUGCCUGAGACCGCUUUCACUACAUCCAUUCUCCCCUGCCUUUCACCCUGACAUUCAAUCUUAACACAUUGUUCUCUUAAAUAAUUUAUUCAUUCCAGAAUGUCAAGGGUCCACUUACUAUUUAUUUUAAAAAUUAUUGGUGGCAUUAAUUUAAUAAUUUUUCUUUUUUGUUUUGCCCUCCUUGCCCUUUCACCUAUUUUUCCUGCUGGAUACAAAAGAUGUACAUAGCAAUCUCAUGUCCCCAGAGCCCCUGGAAACAUUUCUGAAUUGAUGCUAGUAAAUGCAUAUGUUGUUGUUUUUAAAGAUGAGUGUCUAUCUGGGUCAAAGGUGUCUUACAUGUAAACAUGUAUGCCCCUGUGAGUCACUGUGAGCUCAGGUCUUUGCCUGGAGUUCCUCCCUCAUUCAGUUUUCAGUGACCAGUAGAACCUGAGUUCCACUCAGCAGUGAAGGUCAGCAGCGGCCACUGCCAGUCCAGGAGCCUCUCACAGCUGCUCUGAAGCCCAAGGGCCACAGGCCACACGGGGGUUUACAGGGGAGCUGGCCUGCUGUCGCUUUUACUGAGCAAGCUGGUCCUGACUGGCACAUCCAUGGAGAUCUUUGCAAAAUUUCCAGGAUGUUAGAAGCCUCAACAGGAAGACAGGGGCAAAAAGAAACCACGGGGAAGGGCAAGGAUGAUAGCCGGUAGCACAGACGGAUGGCUGCUGGAGUGGUCUACCAGCUCCGCUGGCAGACCACAUGUCUCAGUGGCUAGUAGAUGAGGUAACCUGCUCCAGAGACGUGCUGCUGGGCUGGGAGGCACUGGCUUCUCCCAUCUCCUCACUAUAGGCGGUUCUACUGUGUUGUAACUUUGACCUUUCUGAACCUAGGUCUGCUUGCUUACAGGAGCCUUACCCAGAGCCCUUCCUUGGGAGUGAGUCAAUGAACAGGACAGCCCAGAAUCUGAGUGUCAGGACAAAGAACAGCUCCGUCAGAUUUUUUUGAGCCAUUUUGUCACUUGGAAGAAAGUAGUAAAACUUCAUAUUUAUUUAAAGAGUGCUCCAGGCCAUACCUAAUAGCAAUAAAUAGGUCUAGCCAAGAGAUGACCAGCCCUGUCAUUCGCUGUGAGUGCUCUCCAUAAGCUGUUUAAGGUACUGAUAGGAAUGUUUUGUUCUUAGUAUUGAUUGGGGAAUGGAACUUUGUUAUUGUACAUUGAUUUCAUAUGAGGAGGAGGUCACUUUUCAUAAACAAAAUGAGUAUUUAUUAUGUCUUACUGAUUUCUUGGACUCUCUGUCUCUCCUCAAUUCCUCCUCAUGCUUCUUUUCUCUUUGGCUUCUGCUCUCACUGGUAAGUUUGUUUUGUUUUUUGUUUUUCGUUUUUUUAAAAUUGUGCUGUAUAGGUAGAGUGUUAUACGGCUAGCAUUGUAUUGUAUGUAAUUAAUUUUGCACAAAGGCAAACAUUUAGCAUAGUAGUUAAUUUUGUUUGUUUUUAUGACCAUGCCAAAAUAAUAUUCUGGGCUGGUGGAGAACAAAGGACUGUUCUUUAGGAUUGAAACUUGAUUUGCUUUAAAAAAAAAAAAAGAAAAAACAAACAAACAAAAACCACACACACUCACAGAUGCUGUUUCGUAAGUGUUACAAGCACUGGAUAUAAAUGGUAUUUUUAUCACUGACUAAUGUGAAACUGGUAUGGAAACUACAUGAACAAAAGUCAUCUGUCUCGACUCGUGUGGGCUUGCCUCACAGUUGCCGGAUCUGAGUCAUUUUUAUGUCUUGUUAUUUCAUUUAUUUAUGCAAAAUACAUGUGUGUAGGAACUUCGUGUCAGCUCCAACUCUGCCUCGGCACUGGGUCCAGUAACUUCUAGCCAUAUUCUCAAACACAAAGGUUGUCUGGGAAUGACUGGGUGGGAACGCCUCUCAUUGGCUCAGACAGUGAUGCUGUAUUCUAAUCUAAAUUUUGUGCAUACACAGUUUAUUCUAUUUAUUAGCCACAUUUGGCUCUAAAUAUCCAUGGGAAUGAGAAUGACAAUCACAGAGAUCGCUUACAUCAGUGGGGCUUAAACAGAGUUUUUAUGACUUCACCAUCUCAUUUUUAGAGUUUUCUAAUUGUGUAAAUAUAACAUAGAAAUAGAAUUUAUUUUUGGUUCAUGAGUUCCUAGUGACAUAUAAGUUAUGUAUCUUCUUUCUGUUCUUUAUCCGUAUGUGUUGCUCCACACUAAAAGCUGGCCAGGCAGAUUUAGUGUGAACAGAGAGCUGUCAGCUCCAGUGAGACUGUGUCCAUCCUGGGCCAAGACAGCAGGACCCCUGCCUGGUUCUCAUGCGGUCCGGAGCCCCCUGGUCCCCAACUCAGGCCUCCCCCUCUUUCCUUAUGGGAAGCCGAGGACUUUCUAUAAAAAAAGAAGAUCCUUGCAUACACACUCAGUUUCUAGCAAAGCUAGGAGAAAGUCAGUUUGCUUUUGAAUCCAGAGAGCUCUGUGGCCCUGUAAUGGCAAGAAGCAGGAGUUGCAUUUUAGAGGUAAAGAUCUGCCUGCGGUAUUAGUAUAAACCUCACAGUACCAGUCAAGGGGUUCUGAAGUCACCUUCCUGCAGCGUCCCCUCUUUUAUACUAGCUUUAAAUAAAAACCCAGGUUUGUCUCCAGGGAAGAAUUCCCAGGAUCAGGAUCAGGCUUUUCUUCAUCCCCUGGGAAUAGUGGCAUUGUCAGACAAUCCUCUUUUUCGUGAACGGGCUCUAUGGACUAGAAAGGAAGCGACAGAGAGAGAGAAGGCCCAUCCAUGGACACAAGAAGUCUGGUUGGCAAUUUCUCUUCAUCAUUGGCAAGUUCCAGGCCAUGUUGUUUUUGCAAACACUCUCUCAGCCUUUCGGGUUUGCCUCAUUUGGUAUUUGAUACCUUCUAUCCUGUCCUGGGCCUGAAUCCCUUCGCCAAGAUCUGACACAGACUCCUAGGCCGUUUUCUAAAUUCAGGUAUGGGCUCACAGAGCUCUCUUGUCAAAUGCUGGCGUCCUCUGAACAUCAGCCCCAUGGGAGCCAGCAGUGCUAAAGAAGGGUGUGAUCCCUUUAGAGCUGAGAGCAGGCUCUGGUACAGCCUGCUUUACUGGGGAUGGGCACCUCCCUCAGAAGAAACAGGGCCUGGUCACAUGACCCACCCCGGAAGCUGUCGCUCUAGUCACUCCUUUUCAAUAAGUUGACUUUCCCAGCUCCUUAGGGAAAGGAGCCAAGGAUUCCUUCAUAGUUUUGAGCCAUAGAAGCCCUGUACCAAGUGGAAGACACUGAGAUAAUGGCGGGGUCUUCCUCGUCACCAACACAGUGACAGCACCUCCAGCUGUAGCCUUGCCUGGGGUCCACAGUUCCUCCAAGGACGGGGCUGGCAUGUCAGCUCCUUCUGAACGGAUAAUGACAGUGGUGACCUCACUGUCUCACUUGCACUGCAUUUAUUUAGGUCCUCUACCCCUGACACGGCUUCUUCGGAAGCAGCUAUUUCUCCUGCCAAUCACAUUGUUUCUGACGCCACACACGCUUGCUCAUGGCUCUGCACGUCAAAAAUAGACUGAAAAUCAUGACAUGCAAGCAAGGAUCUUUUUUGUCCCCAUCCCAUCAUUUCCAAGCACUUAUAAGCUGGCACCGGGGAUGCUUGAGGGCAGAGAUGGAGUGACUUGCGGGGGAUGAAAGAGUAAGACUUCCUGCAGAUUCCCUUCUGCCGACAAAGGAGCGGGAGGAAGGCAGUAGGUGAUGUUCCUUCCUUGCUGGUGUCUUACUUCCACAGAGGAGCAGGCAUAGAGCAGGGCUUCAGUGUGGGCACUCUUGGAGUCUGGGGAUGUGCAAACAUUUCUCAUUGCUACAGAUUACAGGUCUGCUCGUGUGCAUCCCCCAUUGUCUGUCUCCGUCAUAUGUGCAUCUGUGCUCUCUCUCUCUCUCUCCCCCCCCUCUCUCUCUCUCUCUCUCUCUCUCUCGUGCAGUCCUCUUGUAUCCUCCUCCAGCCCAUAGCACAUUAGGAUGCUGAGCACUUGUUUUGGCUCGUUUUUGUAUUUGCCGUGUACAAUUUUGAAUUACCCUAUCCAAGCCUCUAAGCUGUUACUACAUAACUUAUCUUUACUGUAACUCUUUUCUUUGCCUACAUUGUAUUUGUUUGUGAUGUAUAUUGUGAGAUUGUAUUCUAUGUUAAUUUAAUCAGCACAACUCACUGACAUGCUGGACUGACAUGCUGGCUGCUGUUUUGAAGUGUAAAGCUUGUGUUGGGCUGUCCGGACAACUACAACUCUGUUGUCAAGGUACUGUGCAUUGGUUCCCAUAGCAACACUGUGGGUGUGGCCCUUUAAACUCCAGGGACAUUCAGCACACCCUCCAGCAAAUUUUAAGUGCAGAUUUUCUUUGUUGAAAUUCUAUGAAUACCACAGGUACCUACUUGGCCCAUGGCUGGUAACUAUUUUGGGCAAUUAGAAAAACAAACAAGCAUUAAAAAAAAAACUAGUGUCUAUUGCUGCUUUGAAUAUGUUUGAAAGUCUGAAAAUGUAAAUAGUUUAUCAAAAAAAAUCUUGUACAGUCCAGUGUAAAGUUUUUAAAUGACCUGAAGGGUUACCAUCACAGCUUUCGCGCGCUCUCCUCUGGAUAGUGGAAAAGAGAAGUUUGCUAAGGACCGAACGGAAUUGGGACUUCGGAUCGGAAGGCAUGGAUCACUGCCCUUAGCUUGUCACAUACACAGACCUCUUGGAUCUUGUCAGACAGUAUUGGCAUGAGACAAACUCAGCAUGGAACACCCUCCAGUGGAACUUCUGCAGGGCUUCUUCCCUGCUCUGCCUCACCAUGAAGGGGAAAGAUGAGAUGGAAAGGCGUGCCAUCUUUGUCUAUCUUGGAAUAUGUUGGCACCUUAGCUACUUUCCCCCUUCUUUGCACAAGGUGCUUUCCUGAUGUGUUAGCCAUGCCAUCCUUGGGUGAUAAUGUAUACGCCAUGAUGGGCCCAGGCCCCCGGGAGAGUCUAUAGGAACUGCCUAUUUAUGCUCAUUUACCUCAAGACUGUCCUUACCCUAAACUAGCUGUCAUCACUCCAUCUUUUGUACUGCUGUUGACACUUACCAAUUAAAGAUAAAUUUUGUUUUAUGA
Messenger RNA from Arvicola amphibius (Eurasian water vole), 8768 nucleotides. RefSeq names its product SRY-box transcription factor 6 (gene Sox6). Lineage: Eukaryota; Metazoa; Chordata; Mammalia; Rodentia; Cricetidae. The record is from RefSeq and is a predicted model, not a curated record. Gene Ontology annotation, biological process: regulation of transcription by RNA polymerase II; cell fate commitment; positive regulation of chondrocyte differentiation. The transcript is spliced from 18 exons. Bases 260 to 2851 code for a protein of 863 amino acids. Gene Ontology annotation, cellular component: nucleus. Gene Ontology annotation, molecular function: DNA-binding transcription factor activity, RNA polymerase II-specific; RNA polymerase II cis-regulatory region sequence-specific DNA binding.